ACCCCGGAAAAAAUUAUACUACCGCACCACACAACACAAACCACCCACAACUAUACCACUCUCUCUCUAGUCCCUCAUGGCCAUGGCAACACAAGCCAGCCUGUUCACCCCAACCCCCUCAGCCCCAAAGACCAUCGCCGACCGUACAACCGCCCCAUGGAAGCAAUCAGUCUCCUCCUCCUUCAUGGCCCCCAAGCCCCUCAAGCUUUCCACCACAAGAACAAUGAGGAUUAAUGCCUCCGCUGAAGAGAAAACCGUGACCCCCACGAAAGAGGAGGCUCCGGUAGGCUUCACCCCACCUGAGCUGGACCCAACAACUCCCUCGCCGAUCUUUGGCGGCAGCACCGGCGGGCUGUUGAGGAAAGCGCAGGAGGAAGAGUUUUACGUGAUCACAUGGGAGUCACCAAAGGAGCAGAUUUUUGAGAUGCCGACCGGCGGAGCAGCCAUCAUGAGGGAGGGUCCUAACUUGUUGAAACUGGCUAGGAAAGAGCAGUGCUUGGCUCUUGGGACAAGGCUGAGGUCAAAGUACAAGAUUAAGUACCAGUUUUACAGGGUUUUCCCUAACGGGGAGGUCCAAUACUUGCACCCCAAGGAUGGUGUGUACCCUGAGAAGGUGAACCCUGGGCGCCAAGGGGUUGGCCAGAACUUUAGGUCGAUUGGGAAGAAUGUCAACCCAAUUGAGGUCAAGUUCACCGGCAAGCAAGUCUAUGACAUAUGAUCAUGAUAUUGAUUUGUGUAAUUUACAAUGUAUUUAAGAUCAUGAUGAUGACUAUGUGAGUAUAAUUUGUGCUUCUUGUAAUUUGAUUUCAUUAAAAUGCAGCUUCAGUGACAUGAUUUGGGUCAA
Messenger RNA from Pyrus x bretschneideri (Chinese white pear), 844 nucleotides. RefSeq names its product photosystem I reaction center subunit II, chloroplastic. Gene Ontology annotation, biological process: photosynthesis. Gene Ontology annotation, cellular component: photosystem I; photosystem I reaction center. The transcript has a single exon. The record is from RefSeq and is a predicted model, not a curated record. Bases 77 to 718 code for a protein of 213 amino acids. NCBI's taxonomy places the organism in Eukaryota, Viridiplantae, Streptophyta, Magnoliopsida, Rosales, Rosaceae.